AUCGCGAGGAGAAUGCAGUCACCUGCUGUUAUCGUUGCAUAACGUACCGGGUAGACGAUGCGAUCCACGAAGAACUCCGACUACAUGAUGAUGUUGGCCACCUACGGGCUACGAUUCCUCGUGGUCGUUUUCAUGAUCGCGGCUGCGGCCACGUUUUUGCACGUGAACAAUUACAGGCCCAAGCAAAUAUUCCUCUCCUGCGACAGACCAUGCCACCACUUAGACUGGCCCAUGAUUUGCAGGUUGAAGCUCACUUUAGAAGUGUUCCAGUCACUUAGCAAAUCGUGUGGCGAUUGCCCGCAAAAUGAAACCGCUUGUUUGACCAAGCAUUGCGUCUCGGCGGAUGGACACAGACGUGGUAUACUAACGGCGAAUCGUCAACUGCCUGGACCAACCAUUCAGGUUUGUGAGAACGACAUCUUGGUUGUGGACGUGAUUAAUCGACUUCCGGGUAAAGCUGCCGCAGUGCACUGGCGUGGUCAAUCGCAGAUAGAAUCGCCGUAUAUGGACGGCGCCCCUCUGGUCACACAGUGUCCGAUACCGAGCUAUACUACUUUCCAGUACAAGUUCCGCGCAUCCGUCGCUGGAACUCAUCUGUGGCACUCUCACGCCGGGGCUGACGUCAGCAACGGCGUGUUUGGAGCGUUGAUCGUCAAGCAGGCAGACAUACGAGAUCCACAUCGGCCCUUGUACGACAUCGACGACCCGAAUCACGUGGUUUUGCUCAGCCACUGGCAACAUCUACCUGAAAUCGCGCUCACCGAAGGCCACGUGAAACCGGCGAUUCUUUUGGUGAACGGAAGGGGACGUCAAUCAAACGGACCAAACGUCCCCUAUACACGAUUCACGGUGAUUCCAGGACGUCGCCAUAGGUUCCGCGUUGCGAAUGCUGGCGGUGCUGGAACCUGUCCAAUAACUAUCUCUAUCGACGCUCAUCCUAUUCUUCUGAUUGCCCUGGAUGGGCAUCCAGUAGAACCACGGCAAGUUACAUCGAUUACUUUGGCCAAAGGCGAGAGAGCAGAUUUCAUCCUCAAAGCGAACAAAGCAAUCGCUUCCUACUGGAUGAACUUACACACAUCGAAGGAAUGCGGAACAAAACCCAUAAACGGCGCAGCGAUUUUGAGAUACAAAGGAAGUACGACGAAAGAACCGCAAUCUGUGACGGAAACCACCGAUCAACUGGAAGUCGAGGAAUCGAUGCGUCGACUAGCGAUGACGACCAAUCCCGCGGAGAAGUGCGGCAAUCCUGAAAAUCUGUGCGUGACGGAAAUACAAUCGUUGCGAAAAAUGCCCACCGUUCUCAGAGCACCGAAAACCGACGUCACCAUUCGUCUGCCUAUUAAUUACAAAAUGCAAACGAACGACAUCGUAGGAAACAGCGGAGCAGAGAUGAGAAUUCUGAACGUGAACAACGUGACGUUCACGUAUCCGUCGUCGCCGCUGUUGACUCAGGGCACCGACGUUACCGAGGAAACUCUCUGCUCUUCCACCUCCGACGACAACGACGACGCUCGUAACGAGAACAACGAAACUGCGUCGUUGUCGUCGCGACGCUGCCGUCGCGGUGACGGUCUCGCUUCGGACACGUGUGAGUGUGUUCACGUGAGAUAUGUACCGCUCGGGGCGACCGUCGAGAUCAUCCUCCUCGAUCAAGGUGGCUUCGACGAUUUGGUGUACCAUUUGCACGGAUACAGUUUCUACGUGGUGGGAGCAAGGAAAUUUGGACGAAGCUUGCCUCUGCAAGAACUGAAAGAUCUGGACGAGAAGGGACAACUGUUUCCUCGGAAUCUGGACUGCACCGUGGCCAAAGAUACUGUGGUUGUACCGAAAUUCGGCGCGGUUGCUCUCAGGUUUAAGGCGGAUAAUCCAGGUUACUGGAUGUUACGGGACGAGCAUGCAGCUGAGUGGACGCGUGGUUUGGACGUUGUUCUCCAAGUUGGAGAGACGAGUGAUAUGGUACCUGCGCCACAGGACUUCCCCAAAUGUGGAUCCUUCGUAGGACCCGAUUAUUUUCUCAUAUAG
Habropoda laboriosa is the source of this 2022-nucleotide messenger RNA. Its product is annotated as laccase-4-like. The record is from RefSeq and is a predicted model, not a curated record. The transcript is spliced from 9 exons. The coding region runs from base 58 to 2022 and encodes 654 amino acids. Gene Ontology annotation, cellular component: plasma membrane. Gene Ontology annotation, molecular function: copper ion binding; oxidoreductase activity. Gene Ontology annotation, biological process: iron ion transport. NCBI's taxonomy places the organism in Eukaryota, Metazoa, Arthropoda, Insecta, Hymenoptera, Apidae.